Nanorana parkeri is the source of this 1144-nucleotide messenger RNA. Its product is annotated as interleukin-13 receptor subunit alpha-2-like. Gene Ontology annotation, molecular function: cytokine receptor activity; protein binding. Gene Ontology annotation, biological process: cytokine-mediated signaling pathway. The coding region runs from base 41 to 1144 and encodes 367 amino acids. The record is from RefSeq and is a predicted model, not a curated record. NCBI's taxonomy places the organism in Eukaryota, Metazoa, Chordata, Amphibia, Anura, Dicroglossidae. The transcript is spliced from 9 exons. Gene Ontology annotation, cellular component: external side of plasma membrane.
GAGGCACACAGAGGAGGCUGAUCCAACCAGCACUAGGGACAUGUGGAAUCAAAACUGCAGAACUGGACAUAACAUGGUCAGAAGUAUAAUCUUUCAAUGCUUAUCUGGCAUUAUGGUAUACCUCAUAGUAAAUGCAAAAUGGGCAACAACAUCAGUGAUGAAUGUUCACCCGCCUUCCAACGUUAGAGUAGAUGAUCUUGGAUAUUUGGGAAUAAUGAACAUUACAUGGGAGCCUCCAGUUUCACUAAAUAGCAGUCAUUGUACAGCACGAUAUGAGUUACAACACUACGAUGCUAACGAACAACGUUGGAAGUCAGUUAGGACAAAGCAACAAACGUACAGUGCUGCAUUUAAUUUGGGGAAGGAUAUUGUUAUAAAAAUUCGAACUUACUUGAAAGGAGCAUGUACAGAUGAUAAGGAAGUUUGGAGCAAGUGGAUACAAAUAAAUGAAUCCAUUCCUAUGCAAGGAGAUCCUGAAUCAAGUGUUCAAGACUUUUACUGCAUCUAUUACAAGUUUGAAACGUUAAGAUGUGAGUGGAAAGCAGGAAAAGUCAGUAACAGCAAUUAUAAAUUACAAUACUGGCAAGAGGGGAUGGCUGAGAAAAAUACCUGUGAUCACUACUUGAAAACCAAAGGAAUAAACACUGGAUGCAUAUUUGGAAGACAGGAGCUUCAGCUAUUCUCCAACUUGUUUAUUUGUGUCACAGGAAUUCCUGGCAUGGAUCCAAUUAGACCUUCAUACUUUAUGUUUCAGCUUCAAAAUAUAGGUAAACCUGGUGCUCCAGAAGAUGUAAAUAUCAGCAAAAGCCAGGGUGAUGAAUUCAUUUUGGAUUGGUGGCCACCCAGUGGCAAAAUUCCUGCACACUGUUUAGAAUAUGAGAUUCAGUAUAAAGACCAAACAGAUACUUGGAAGACAAUUGCAGAACACAGGGAGACAACUCAUAGCUUUAACAUAUCUACUCCAUCGCCCAGAUUCUGUGUCCGUAUCCAUGGCAAAACAACUAAAUACUGUACAGAUGAUGGAUAUUGGAGUGACUGGAGCACAGAAAGCUGUUGGGAAGUCGGCAAGUCUUCUGAUCAUUCAUCUUCCCCUUACUCUUCUUUUUUAUUGCACAAACUAGGCAUCUCAUAUGAAGGUGUCUGA